AAUGAUCUUGCAGCUGGGUCCGCCAACGCAACUGUGCCAGACGAUGGCGCAGCUUCACAACCCGGAAUAAAAGCAAGUACAUCGACAACGAAAUUUGCCCGCAUCGUCGCGAUCAGGGAACGAUUCGAGAAGCACAAAUAUCUUGGCGAAAAAUCUCCUCUCGGACACAGUUUGUAAUGCAUAUUAUGCCAGAAGAAUACGUGACUCGCAGUCGCGUUCGCAACCUGUCGCAAAGGCGGCUUCUUGCUAAACUGGUCCCUGCGGUUGCCGGCACUAGUGGCAAGCCAUGCGUAGGGCUGUUCCUCAUCUAGUGUAAUUACAACCAGCACGGUUCUCUUCUGUAGCAAGCGCUACGACUUCGACCACAAGACACGUAUUUCUGCCUGUCGCGCAUGACAAACUGAGGUCCUCUCGAAGGCCAUUUUUCCUCAGCAUAGCAAAGUAGUCGGGACAAUCGUCGCGGAAACGGACAAAACGAUGAAGUUCCAGCCCCGGGACCAGCGGCUCCCCGCGUGGACGCUCCCGAGAAGACUGCCAGAAUCCUUUGAGAAACUGAUGAAGACAGAUCCGGAAGACCCCGGCUCCCGAAAUGCCCACGACGCUACGAGUUCUCGUGUACUAUCGCUCCCAAAGAACGUGGUGCCGUUUUGCAAAACCACAGGUACUAGCAGCACCAAAAAGACCGCCGUCCCGGGCAAGAACUCGUCCAAGACUGCAAGGGCACAGAACCACACGACCAGUAAAAAUCGCUACGAGGACGCAGACAUCGAGUCGACGCUGGUCGGUCACGUCGUUGUCGCCGGCUUCGAGGUAUCCUGUGCAAAAGUAGUAUCUGAUACUCGUAUUGCAAUCAUGCAUUACAAAUCCUUUUCUUAAGGUCAAUCCGCAUUACAAAUGUUACUUCUCAUGCAUAGAAAAUUUGUAAUGCAUUUCAAUACGACCGCGAUAUUUUUGCAGUUCAUACGAAAACUGGAAGCACGAUGAAUUUCUCCCCCGAGGGCAGUUUCUCUACGAUUUAGGCCGCUCCAACACGCCCAAAGCGGAACAGGACGCGAUUCUCGCUUGGUACAAAAUGGAUCCGUUGCCGCACAGCAGGGAGUGCGAGGAGGAGGCUUUGGAAUUGACGGAUGAUACGAAAAAUCAUAAGCCGUUGACGGAUGUGAUCCCCAGAGUGGAUUUGACAAACGAUUUGUACGUUUUCUCCAUCGAUCCAACGACCGCGAAAGAUUUGGAUGACGCAAUCUCCGUGCAGAUUUUCGAUUCACUGGACGACCAGGCGGAGUGGUGGGAGAAGGUGUACAAGCGGGAGGGG
Amoebophrya sp. A120 is the source of this 1312-nucleotide messenger RNA. The record is from the annotation of a GenBank genome assembly. NCBI's taxonomy places the organism in Eukaryota, Dinophyceae, Syndiniales, Amoebophryaceae.